AUGGCCUCAGCAUCAAGGUACUCCGAGGACACGACACCGACGAAGCGGCUCCGUGUGGACGACGUGCGAGACGGAGGUGUUGGUACCCCACCUCAGAGUAAAGAUAAAGAAGCUGUGCUGGUACGUUGGCUAGACAAAGGACCACUUCUUGUUCUUGGCGACGAUGGCGUGACAGUGUCAGGCACCAAGGGCUUCUGCAUGGCACGGACGAAUGUCGGUGUGAAGAAAGGCACGUACUAUUUCGAAAUCAAGCUUCUUCCGGCGGCUGAGGCGUACCAUGUCCGUGUGGGAUGGGGCACGAAAAAGGGCGACAUCAAUGCGCCGGUUGGCUUUGACGAGCACAGCUAUGGAUACCGCGACAUUGGCGGUGAAACCACGCACAAGAGCAAGCGCAGUGAUCGUUAUGGCGAGAGCUUUGGAGUUGGAGACAUCGUCGGUACCUUGAUCUGCGUAAAUUGGGAGGCCGGUGAGAAGAAGGCAGAAGGUGCUACGCCCUCGCCUCUUCCAGGUCGAUUUGCUCCCUCAUCAUUGUCCAAGCAAUCAAGCGACUUGGUGGCUGUGUCCUCUCCACGACGUGUCGACGAUGCAUCGUACAUCCGUUUCUUUGUGAAUGGCCGAGACCAAGGGAUGGCGUUUGAAGGAAUGCCGUUUGCGGAGUAUUUUCCGUGUGUGUCCAUCUACGGCCCUGGCACAGUGAGAGCGAACUUCGGUCCUGACUUUGAGUGCGCUCCUCCAGGAGUUGUCGCCGUGCCUCCACCCGUGGAAUAAGUCGGGCUCGUCUGCCGAAUGCUUACCAGUCGCUUUCCGUUGAGCUAGCAAUGCUGGAAAGGGAGACAUAUGGCGUUUGUUUGAAUUUGCUUGUAUAAGUACUCAAUACAAUCACCCCCGCAC
This is a messenger RNA of Aphanomyces invadans, 891 nucleotides long. RefSeq lists its product as hypothetical. Gene Ontology annotation, cellular component: Set1C/COMPASS complex. The transcript has 6 exons. The record is from RefSeq and is a predicted model, not a curated record. The coding region runs from base 1 to 768 and encodes 255 amino acids. Gene Ontology annotation, molecular function: transcription cis-regulatory region binding; protein binding. NCBI's taxonomy places the organism in Eukaryota, Oomycota, Saprolegniomycetes, Saprolegniales, Verrucalvaceae.